CCCACACAUAAGCAUAUGAAAAAGUCCGGCGAAAAAAAAAAAAAACAACAACAACGCCUUCUUAAUCCCAUAGAUAUCAUGAUAUAUAUGUUUCCUUCAUAAUUAACACCACACCUACGAAAUUAUUCCCAGCAACACAGAGAGAAACAGCAAAAUCAAAGCACGUAUAUCAUAUCCGUAACAAUGGAGUCCGUUGUCUCUGAGCUAGAAGGCACGCUUCUGAAGGAUUCCGAUCCCUUCUCCUACUUCAUGCUAGUGGCUUUCGAGGCGUCCGGUUUGAUCCGAUUCGCGCUGCUUCUUCUUCUAUGGCCUGUGAUUCUGCUCCUUGGAUUACUCGGUCUGGAGGACUUAGGCCUGAAGCUGAUGAUCUUUGUGGCGACGGCUGGCGUUUCGGAGUCGGAGUUAGAGUCGGUGGCGAGAGCCGUGUUGCCCAAGUUCUUGAUGGACGAUCUUGACAUGGAGGCGUGGAAGGUGUUUAGUUCCUGCGAGAAGAGGGUGGUAGUGACGAAGAUGCCUAGGGUUAUGGUGGAGAGGUUCGUGAAGGAGCAUCUGCGUGCUGAUGAGGUGAUCGGAAGUGAGCUCUGGAUCAGCCGGUUCGGGUUCGCCACCGGUUUGGUUCAAGCCGGUUCGCUGGAUAGGCUGUGUGAAAGGGUUGCUAUGGUUUUCCAGGACGCAGCACCAACUUUGGGUUUGGGAAGAAGAACUGGUCCUUGUGGCUCCUUCUUGCCACUAUGCAAGGAACAAAUGCAACGGCCUUUAAUGGCGAACGAAAAGCACGACCGCGAGUUCCUCCGCCCUCUGCCGGUGAUAUUCCAUGACGGCCGUCUGGUGAAGCGACCGACGCCUUCCACCGCCUUACUAAUCCUCCUGUGGAUGCCUCUGGGCAUUCUUCUCGCCGCAAUACGCAUCAUGGUAGGCCUGAUAUUGCCCUUCUGGGCAGUUCCCUACAUCUCAGGCCUCUUCGGCGGCAAGGUCAUCGUCAAAGGAAAGCCGCCGCCUCCUGUCGCUCCUGGCAACUCCGGCGUUCUCUUCGUUUGUACUCAUCGAACCCUCAUGGACCCCGUCGUCCUCUCCUCUGUCCUCCAGCGCAAGAUUCCGGCAGUCACGUACUCCAUUUCCCGACUAUCGGAGAUCCUCUCUCCGAUCCCCACCGUUAGGCUCACGAGGACACGACACGUAGACGCCGAAAGGAUAAAGCUCGAACUAUCCAAAGGGGAUUUAGUGGUGUGCCCUGAAGGAACGACCUGCCGUGAACCGUUUCUUCUGAGGUUCAGUGCACUGUUCGCCGAACUAACCGACAGGAUAGUGCCGGUGGCGAUGAACUACAGGGUAGGGUUCUUCCAUGCGACGACGGCGAGGGGCUGGAAAGGACUGGACCCGAUUUUCUUCUUCAUGAACCCGAGGCCGAUGUACGAGGUGACGUUCUUGAACCAGUUGCCGAUGGAUGCGACGUGUUCGGCGGGGAAGAACCCACACGACGUGGCGAACUAUGUGCAGAGGAUACUGGCGGCGACGUUGGGGUUUGAGUGCACCAACUUCACGAGGAAGGAUAAGUACAGGGUUUUAGCUGGGAACGAUGGAACUGUGUCGUGUACGACGUCGUUUGCUGAUAAAAUCAUGAAGUUGGUGAAGGCCUUCAAGCCUUUCUUACCCUAGGAUGGCAAAGCAGCGAAUAUAAGUUUGUUUGUAGAAUAAACUGUACCUAACCUAUUGUGGAGAUGUGUGUGAUAUGGUUAAUCUUUUAAUCAUUUAUUUAUUUUUGAUGGGUGGAAUAUUUUAGUCAUUUAAUAUUAUUCAAGUUUUGAAUAUUUGAUAAUUUA
Prosopis cineraria is the source of this 1820-nucleotide messenger RNA. Its product is annotated as glycerol-3-phosphate acyltransferase 5-like. The transcript has 2 exons. The coding region runs from base 184 to 1656 and encodes 490 amino acids. NCBI's taxonomy places the organism in Eukaryota, Viridiplantae, Streptophyta, Magnoliopsida, Fabales, Fabaceae. Gene Ontology annotation, cellular component: membrane. Gene Ontology annotation, biological process: cutin biosynthetic process. The record is from RefSeq and is a predicted model, not a curated record. Gene Ontology annotation, molecular function: glycerol-3-phosphate 2-O-acyltransferase activity; phosphatase activity.